AAUCCAAUCAAUUAGCCCUUUUGUAGGUUAUGUUGUUAAAAUAAAACUCGAAAUAAAAGGCAUUAAUUAAUUAAAACAUAACAUAAACUCGUCCCUGCAUACAUUUUCACAAUGCUUUCGCGCAACUGGAGACAUCUCUGCCGGCGUUACUCACAGGCUGUAAACUUUAGGACUUCUGAAGCAUCCCCAUCCCAGCACAAUGACAACCAAGUCGGCAUGUUCUACACGCUCAAGCCCGAGGUGGUGAAGCAGCUGUUCGCGCACGGCGGGUUCCCCAAGAGCUUCCAGAAGCAGAACAAGACUUUCACGGAGACCAGCAUUAUGGUGCGGCAGCCGGCCCUGGAUGUCAUGGAGUGCAUUAAGGCUACGGAUUUCGAUAAGCCGGUUGUUAGAUAUGUUAUUUACGGCGAGAAAGGCUCCGGCAAGUCCCUCACGAUGGCGCACCUCCUCCACUACGCCCACACUGAAGGCUUCCUCAUAGUGCAUGUGCCUUGGGUAUCGGAAUGGCUCCGGCGCAUCCCGCGCCACAAGGAGAUGUCCAACUCCACGACUCGCGAGGGCUUCGUCGACCUGCCCCUGGACGCGGCCGCGUGGCUCCUGCACUUCAAGACACAGAACCAGGCACUGCUUAAAAAUCCAGAUUUGGUCCUCUCAAAAGAGUACGUGUGGAGCAAACGCGAGACGACGGAGGCGGGGGCGCCACUGUCGCAGCUCGUGGAGCACGGCAUCAACCGGGUCAAAUAUGCUUGUGACGUCGUCGACGCGCUCGUGCAGGAAAUCAAACUGCUGUCCAGCAGUAAACGUUGCAAAACGUUCGUGGCGGUGGACGGCUUCAACGGUUUCUUUUACCCACUGACUCGCCUGCGGACCCCCAGCAAGCGCGAGGUCAGGCCCGAGGAGGUCACGCUCACUACCUCCUUCUUGGACCUCACCAACAACGACUGGAGCAAUGGCGUAGUUGUGGUGACAGCCGACCAGUUGGCGGUGCCCGAUGAUCACCAGGAGUCCUACUUACCCAAAUACUUGCUGUACAAAAAGGGCUUUGAGCACUUAGACCCCUUCAUUCCAGUAGAAGUCGGCCGCUACUCAGAAAAAGAAUUCCUAUCUUGUGCCAGCUACUACCGCGACCGGCUCUGGCUGCGAGGCCCCGACGAGGUGGAGACGGAACUCAAGUUUGUGAGCGCUGGCAACCCUUAUAGGUUUAUGGAGCUGUGUGCUCCGUUGUAAAGUUAUAAUAUAGGAUAAUAUAUUUGUAUGUAGAUAUUUA
Messenger RNA from Leguminivora glycinivorella, 1267 nucleotides. RefSeq names its product 28S ribosomal protein S29, mitochondrial (gene mRpS29). Gene Ontology annotation, molecular function: structural constituent of ribosome. Gene Ontology annotation, biological process: apoptotic process. Bases 112 to 1227 code for a protein of 371 amino acids. The transcript is spliced from 8 exons. The record is from RefSeq and is a predicted model, not a curated record. NCBI's taxonomy places the organism in Eukaryota, Metazoa, Arthropoda, Insecta, Lepidoptera, Tortricidae. Gene Ontology annotation, cellular component: mitochondrial small ribosomal subunit; mitochondrial ribosome.